AUGGCGGAGGUGGUUGACUUGGGUGCGUGUGACUGGCUGGGGUUUGACCUGGACCACACGUUGGUGCGCUACAAUGUGCCCGCACUCACAGACUUGAUCCACGAGUCUGUGGCAGCGUUCCUGGUGCAGUACCGCAACUACGACGCAGCCGCCUUCACCUCCAAAGCUGACCCGGCCUUCUUCGUCAAGGGCCUGCUGUUUGAUGCGGAGAAGGGCAACUUCCUUCGCCUACGCGCCGAUGGCCACAUCAUCGCCGCCUCCCACGGCACCCACCGCCUGAGCGCACAGCAGGCGCAAGCCAUGUACUCCGAAGCCGGGUCAAAGCUCCCAGUGCCACCGUCGUCGCCAGCGCUGCCUGGCUCCCCCACAACCCCACGCUCACGCUCCGGUUCUGGCGCACGCUCACGCUCCGGUUCUGGCGCGCGCCGUCUGCGCAGGGGACCGAGCCAGCACGUGCAGCCGCAGAGUCGCGGCCACCGCCGGGCAGAGGAGGAGGCGGAGCUGCGGACACACGCGCUGGCGGACAUCUGCAAGAUGCUGCUGGAGGAGGGCGUGAAGCACUCGCGGUUCUUCUACUUCAGCACGUUCUUCGACAUGCCAUCCGCCGCGGCACUGGCACAGGCCAUCGACGCCGUCGACGAGAAGCGGCGUCAGCACCACGCACACAACCCGCUCAAGCGCUCGAAGAACGGAGACGACGUGUCUGCCAAGCACAAGGAAGGCACCGCGCCAGCAACAACAGCAACGACACAUGGUGAUGGUGGUGAUGGUGGAACGACAGCAACGACAGCACCCACAUCUGCUGCGACGACCACAGCAACCACAGCAACUGCAGCAACAUCAGCAGCAACGAUGUCUGAUGCACCUGCGCACUGGUUUGCCGGCUCGUACACGCACGUGCUGCAGGACCUCAAGGACGCACUCACGCACAACUUCACGCCGUCACAGUUUGCCGUGAACGGUGGCUUCUUCUUUCCACAGCUCAAGCAGCACACGGAGCGGUAUGUGCACGUGGCAACAUCCACCCUCGUGCAGUGGUUGGCAGAUAUGCGGGCCAAUGCAGUGCGUCUCUUCCUGCUCACCAACUCACAUGUGGACCUCGCCACAUUCCUCAUGGACUAUUCCUUUGGCAAGGAGUGGCGUGCCAAGUUUGACCUUGUCAUCUUCGCCGGGGCCAAGCCAGGGUUCUUUGAGAAGAGCGAUAUCCGCACACGGGCAGCGUUCUUCACGCCCGUGGGGUGUAGCAACGUGACGGGACCGGAAGCAGAGGAGUUGCAGCUUGGUGGCGCAUACGUGCACGGGAACUACACCCAGCUCCAAGCAUUCCUGGACCAGCACCGCAACACGCACGCACACGCGCACGCACACACGGAAGCAGACACAAUGGCAGGCACGACCACAGACACAGCGGCGGCGCGUGACACCCAUGCACGUGUCAUGUAUUUCGGCGACCACAUCACGGGCGACAUUAUGGCAGCAGAGCGGCACACGUGCUGGCAGACAGUUGCUGUUGUGGAGGAGCUUGUCACCCUCAACCCUGCAGGCCCACCAGCAGCCCCAUCAUCACCAUCAUCACCAUCAUCGUCAUCGUCAACAGUGCGCUGCCCCGUGCAUCGGGCAGACACCGCCAUCGCAUCCUUCCUGCUCGACAGCCUUGAUCGGUGGGGUCAUCUCAUCCAUCCACACGAAUCCACAGCCGCCACGAGCACAGCCGACGACGGUGAUGGUGAUGGUCAAGGCAGCGGGCGCAACCCCGUGACCACGUCGACCCCAUCGCGCAAAGGGAAGCAGAUGCACGAGUGCACGCUGUUUGAGGCCGUGCUGCGAAACCACGCGGCGUUUGCAGUCCCGCACAUGGAGGCGCUUGUGUCGAGUGCAACGACCACGUUUGCAUCGUUUGCAGCGCACGACAGCACGCGUGGUGUGCACCACCACGACUACACGGUCACCGCAACCAGCGGAGGUGCAGAGAGCACGAAGCACAUGGACACGGCAGCGGAGUAA
Molecule: messenger RNA, 2004 nt
Organism: Salpingoeca rosetta
Lineage: Eukaryota; Choanoflagellata; Craspedida; Salpingoecidae
Product: 5'-nucleotidase domain containing 1
Exons: 4
Coding region: 1-2004 (667 amino acids)
Molecular function (GO): 5'-nucleotidase activity
Source: RefSeq, a predicted model, not a curated record